UUUGAAGGUGAUACGAACCAAUUUUUUAAGAUAUCUUGGGAAAGAAACAUAAAUAUCUUCAUAGUUGGAAACAUCCAAAAUAGAAUUGAAAUUAUGGAACCUGAGGCAGAAAAACUGGUUAAAAAUAUAACAAUAUUCUCUGCAAUGUCGAACAAUAUUGUAUUAUCCUGUUAUCCUACUGAUCCCACUUGUUUUUUCAAUCACUCCUUCGAAUCUAGCUUGUGGACUCCUGAACUCAUGUUGGAAAAGCUAAAUAGAAGAUUCAAGGUGUCAGCAUCAGCACAUCCACCAUAUUUUGAAAGAGAUGGAGAUGGUUACAAGGGAAUUGACUACGAAUUGGUCAAGUUGAUGAUUCCUACCUUGCCCAUCUCUUUUAGAAUCUUCCCAGAUAAGCCACAGGGUGAUCAGAGCGUAAAUUAUGAAACGCUAGUGGAGUUUUUGAACACUGCCAACGAUGGGGACUUGAGCGUUGGAGGAUUAUGGCUAACCAACGAUUUUCCAUCGACACAUCCUUACGCCAAACAGUGCAACACUUUCCUAGUCCAUCGGCCAUCUCUACUUCCCGAUUCGACGUUUGUAUUUCAGUAUUUUCAACUGCCACUUUGGUUAAGUUAUUUCGGGAUUCUGUUUCUUAUGGCUCUCUUGUUGAAGUUUAGCUAUUUAUUUUAUCUUGUGGAUAAUUCUUUCGACUAUUGCUUGCUUUUGAUUUUGCAUUAUGUGGCAAAUUUAGGGAUACCAAGAUUUCCUGAUAGGAGACAAUUUUAUGUCAGGUACGUCUUGAUUGUUUGGAUUGUGUACUGUCUUCUGAUGACCACCUAUUUUUGUGUUGGACUGACAGUAACUCUGAGGUUUCCCAGAUUCACUCAAUCCAUUAACAAUUGGAAUGAUAUGGUAGACUUGAAAAUAAAAUGGAUAGAGAAUUCUGAAUUUUAUAGAGAUCGCAUAUCAGAUUGGGGUACCUACGACAAGUAUCUCAAGAACUUGGCACAUCUUUUCCAAUACGAAAAAGAUAUAAACGAAAUGAACAGAAAACUGAAAGAGAACUACGCAGUUAGAGUACAAAAAUUACCAGGUUUCUACCUAACAAACACAGGUUGGAUGAACGACUACGCUAAAAAAAAUUUCAAGUUGUUGAAGGAUUGUUUCUUAAUUUGGUACAACGCUUUUCUCCUCAAGAACCCCACUCCCUUGUUAGAAUAUAUCAACAAGAAAACUUUGGGAUUGGUUGAAUAUGGGUUUGUUAAGUACUGGUAUCAACAUCAUACUAAUAAGAAGAAGAACAGGUAUAUGACAACGUUUUUCAAUGAGUACUCAGACGAGUUCAUUCAGUUCAUAAAACUUGAUAAGUUGAAGAGUUGUUUCUUUUUGCUUUUCUGUGGAUUGGUAAUGAGUGUGAUAGUGUUUUUAUUGGAAAAAAUUAGAUUUUCAUCGGAGAUUACUACUUUUAAUUGA
Molecule: messenger RNA, 1452 nt
Organism: Harmonia axyridis
Lineage: Eukaryota; Metazoa; Arthropoda; Insecta; Coleoptera; Coccinellidae
Exons: 1
Coding region: 94-1452 (452 amino acids)
Source: RefSeq, a predicted model, not a curated record